CGAUGCACUCCGGUCAGCCGUCUUGACCACGUCGGCCGAAAUGAUCAGCGCAUUGCCACGGAGACGGUGGCGGUGGCGGUGGCGGUGGCGGUGGCGGUCGUGGUGCUUUUUAGCCCGGUUUGGAACGAUUUUUCGACGAUACGCCCAGUGCUUGAAACCGGAUCCGAAGUGCCGGCCAGCGUGCGUUUCAAAGCGAGUCAACGAGGCGAUUCUAACCGACCCGCCGAGCCUGCGGCUCACACGACUGGAUGGUUUCCGGACCAGAACGAAAUUCCGCUCGCACCUACCGAUGAAUCUUCAGCGCAGCGUCUGACACCGCUGCCUCGGUCACCCGACAGAAUAGACGUCAUCGAAACUGGCUUGUUGGCUGGUUGGUUGUGUGAAGAAUGA
Soboliphyme baturini is the source of this 390-nucleotide messenger RNA. Lineage: Eukaryota; Metazoa; Nematoda; Enoplea; Dioctophymatida; Soboliphymatidae. The record is from the annotation of a GenBank genome assembly.